AUAAACGAAUUGGAUAGUUUGUGUGAGACUUGGAUUGGGCCCAACACAAUGAUUUGUGCGCAAUAUGCAUAAAAAAGUCUGUGUGGUAGCACAGUUGGGCCUGAAAUGUACGAGAUCAAAGCCCUACAAAGCCCCUUUUCCCUCCUUGCUACAUUUUCCCGCCAUUAUUUUCACGCCAACCUAACAGCCAAACCCUAAGCGGCUCUACCUUACUCUUUUCUUUCUUUUCUUUUCUUUUAUUUUUUAUCAAAAUCGGUUGAACCUCAAUCAAAGUCCUCUUUUCCAAACCUGCAACCCAAUUUUCCGGCGACCCUUUUCCGACAAUCAACUCACCUGGUGUUCUCUAGGAAAAAGAUACUGUAGAAACCAUGGAUUUUGUGUUUGAUAAUUCAGACACUGUUAGAAAUGGUUCUUACGUUACGGAAGAAAAAGAAGAGGAGGAGGAGGGCGAGGACGAGAAGAAUGAAGAGGAUGAGGAAGGGGGAAAGGGCAAAGGAGAAGAGGAUAACAUGCUGCCUCUACCCAAGCGGCCAAGGAAUCAAACUGUUGAUCGAAUUAGCGCCUUGCAUGACUCAGUGCUCCUUCACAUCCUAUCUUUCUUGCCCACAGAAGAAGUUGUACGAACUGGUUUAUUAGCAACAAGAUGGCAAUACCUCUGGACUAACAUAUCAACACUUGCUUUUAAGACACAGAGGAGAUUGACUUAGAUGGUAUCCAUAAGUUUGUGGCCUUUGUCAAUCGCGUCCUAAUUCUGUGCAGGUGCUCCAACCUCAAGAAAUUUGUGCUCGACUUCUGCUUCUUUGGUCAUGAGUAUUUUCCCGAGAUGGAUGCUAACCUUUGGAUACAGUUUGCAACGCAACAUAAUGUAGAAGACCUUUAUUUGCAUAACCAGGGCUUUCCAUUAGUCCACAGAUUGCCUCAGAUUCUAUUCACCAACUCAUCCUUGAGGAUUUUUAGCGCAACUAAUUGUGUUAUUGCGCCAGGUGGUGAAAUUAGCUGGAGAUCGCUCAAGAGUCUUUCGAUGGAUGAUGUAGUUGUAAGUGACGGAGUGAUUGAAAAAAUAUUAAUAAGUUGCCCAAUUUUGGAGUUCUUGAAAAUAAGUAUGUUUUCUGGCCCAGUCGUUGAAGUAUUAAUUCAGCAAGCCUGGAAAAGGUGGUCAUACAACAUUCUAUGAGUGAUCAAUAUGUGCUAGAAAUUUCAGCUCCUAAACUUCUGAUGUUGGAACUUAUGGGGGAUUUCAAAAGGCAAAAGUUCCAGUUUGCAAAUAUCUCCUCUCUGGUUAGAGUAAACCUCAAAUUUUCAGGUAGAGUAUGUAGUGAUGAAUAUGAUCAUGAAAAGAGGCGUACUCAAUUGAUAGAGCUUCUCGAGAGACUUCAACAUGUCAACCAACUUGAAUUGUGGGAUUGGUGCAUUCAGGUUCUAUCGUAUGGGGAAUUGAAGGGUCUGCCUUCUCUGGUAUCAAGCUGCAAAAUUUUGACACUGAAUUCUCAUGUCCUGAAAUGGGACAUCCCUGGCAUAGUAAGCCUGCUGCAAGGUUCACCUUGUCUUGAGAAAUUAGUUGUAAACAUGAGUUCGGAUUACCACCACGCGCAGAAAUUUCUGGAUUCCUGCAACUUUGAUGGAGAAGACCCCUGGACCUCAAGCAAGAGGAUUUUGUCGCCGUUGCUACAUCUAAAGACUAUUGUGAUUGUGGGUUUAAAAGGAUUAUCACGCAGGAUUUCGGCUUCAGCUUGUGCAGUUUUUGCUGCAGAAUGCAGUGGCUCUGGAGAAGAUGGUCAUCAAAAUAGGAAAGUCAGGGCGUUCUGACAAAUGCUCAGCUUGUUCUUUGUCACAGGAAUUUGUCAGGUUGACACAGAAAUUAUUGAGCUUUCCGAGGGCUUCGCCCCAUGCUAUGAUUCUGUUCUCUUAGUUAUGUUAACAUUGCAUAAUUAUGUUCAGAGGCUGUGGUGGUAGAAAUGUUACUGUAUUUAUGUUUUCUUGCAGCAGUUUUGUUAUUUUUGUAGCUUUGCAACAGUUCUUUGCGACAACAUUUUGUCUAUGCAGAUGGGGUUGAACUUCUUUGAUUAGUAUGUGUUGUAAAAAUGACCUUUUUUUACCCAUCUUCAACCUCUGUUUCUCCUGAAGUGAAGUUUCUCCUAGUAGGUAGAUUGCGUUUUACUGAAAAGUGAAGCAUGGGCUACAAUUGAAAAUUGUUGGGAGUUUCGACAUGUUUCUUAUCCAGUUUCCAGACUGCACUUUGAAGUAAAGGUAAGAUUUUAACGUGUUUUUUUUUUUGAUAAAUAGUAAGAUUCUAACUUCCAUUCAAGGUUUUCAUUGUUGUCACCUAUGUGGCCUGUAGUAGCUACCAGCCUAACAAGGAGUAUGAUGGUCAGUUGGCACGUUUUUGGAAUAUAGUUGUAACGACUCGCGCCAGUUGACCUGCUAACCAUUCGCCUAACCACGUGGGUCAAAAGAUUAACCUCAAGUUAUACAGUAGCUGGUGAACCUUACCUUAUAUUUCACACUUCUUUUCCCAAGCUGCCCGAUGUGGGACUUAUGCCACAAGUGGGUUCCCACAAUCUCUCCAUCUUGUGAUGCAACGUCCUCGUUGCACUCCUUGGCCUAGCAACCUUCCCCUUGUGGUCAUGAUAUGACACUUAGCUUUGUACAGUACAAUCAAUAUGCUCGUAACAGAUUCUAGAGGUGGCCCCUACCAUAUACAUCAGGGUUGUGCUCUGAUAUCAACUGUAACUUAUCUUAUGGAGGUCGUGCCCAACUCAUUCAAUCUAUCCUCUUUAGUGUCCAAAUUUAUUGGAGCACCAUUUUUAUGCUUCCUUAGAAGAUCCUUAAUAAAUUGAAGCUUUGUUGUGAUCUUUUUUCUGGACUGGAAUUCAAAUGAAGUCUAGUGGUGCUAAAGUGACAUGGGAUGAUGUUUGUUCUCCCAAAGAUGAAGGUGGAUUGGGGUUUAGAGUCCUUAAAGAUUGGAAUAAGGCUGCUAUGGCUAAACACUUAUGGGCUAUUGCCUUGAAAGCAGACACUUUAUGGGUGAAAUGGAUUCACACACACAUAAUCAAAGAUCAUUGUCUUUGGAACAUCCCUAUUCCUGCUUCUGCCUCUUGGACAAUCCAGAAAUUGUUUAAUCUAAGAUCCCUAGUUCAUCCUUGGAUAACUAAUGUGGUGGGAAAUGGAAAAUUUUCAUUUUUAUGGUUGGAUAACUAACAUCCAAUUGGCCCUCUUUUUGCCAAGUUUGGGUCCAGAGUUGUAUACAAUUUGGGUAGAAAUCUCCAUGCUAAAAUUGAUACCAUAAUUGCUGAUCACUCUUGGCAAUGGCCAAGAUGGCGAAACACUGUGACUAGGGACAUCUUGAGGGCCACCCUUCCUACUUUUAUCCCUCACCCAUCUCAAGAGGACACAGUUAUUUGGAAUUUCACACCUGAUAACAAGUUCUCUAUCAAGUCAGCUUGGAAUGAAAUUCGAAAGCAACAUCCUAAAGUUCACUAGUUUAACAUCAUUUGGUUUAAGCAUUUUAUACCUCGUCGGUCCAUCAUACUGUGGCUAGCAAAUCUGGGGAAGCUUGUUACUAAGGAUAGACUUCUUAAGUGGAGUAUGGCUAUGGACGUCCAGUGUGUGCUGUGUUCUGCUGCUGUAGAAAACAUUCUCUCUCUUCUCAACUUUGGCAAUCCUUGCAAAAAGACUUGAAGCCUACUUGC
This is a messenger RNA of Rhododendron vialii, 3689 nucleotides long. RefSeq names its product putative F-box/LRR-repeat protein At3g18150. The transcript is spliced from 4 exons. The record is from RefSeq and is a predicted model, not a curated record. NCBI's taxonomy places the organism in Eukaryota, Viridiplantae, Streptophyta, Magnoliopsida, Ericales, Ericaceae. Bases 1171 to 1806 code for a protein of 211 amino acids.